Acanthopagrus latus (yellowfin seabream) is the source of this 1061-nucleotide messenger RNA. RefSeq names its product lysophospholipase like 1 (gene lyplal1). Gene Ontology annotation, biological process: protein depalmitoylation. Gene Ontology annotation, molecular function: carboxylic ester hydrolase activity; palmitoyl-(protein) hydrolase activity. The transcript is spliced from 5 exons. Lineage: Eukaryota; Metazoa; Chordata; Actinopteri; Spariformes; Sparidae. The record is from RefSeq and is a predicted model, not a curated record. Bases 67 to 777 code for a protein of 236 amino acids. Gene Ontology annotation, cellular component: cytoplasm.
AACGUUUAUGUCUCGCGAGGUUUAGCGUUGCUGUCUGACGCUCUCGCGUGAUUUCUCAAACCUGUCAUGGCUGCCCUGAGGAAGCUACAGAUUUGUGCCCUGUCUCCGACCGGGAAGCACUCCGCGUCGCUCAUAUUCCUGCACGGCUCAGGUGACACUGGCCAGGGACUGAGAGCCUGGGUUCGAGAUGUUAUAGUGCCAGAUCUGGCCUUCAACCACAUCAGAGUUAUUUACCCAACAGCUCCAGCGAGGCCAUACACACCUAUGCGAGGGGCUCUGUCUACUGUCUGGUUUGACCGUUACAAGAUCUCACGGGACUGCCCGGAGCACCUUGAGUCCAUAGAUGCCAUGUGCAGCACCUUAGGGUCCAUCAUUCAGGAUGAGGUCAAUGCCGGGAUCCCCAAACACCGGAUAAUAAUCGGGGGAUUCUCAAUGGGUGGGGCCAUGGCCCUCCACCUGGUGUGUCGGUACCACCCUGACGUGGCAGGAGUUUUUGCACUGUCAAGCUUUCUCAACAAGGACUCAGUUGCUUUUCAGGCGGUGGAGGAGCGGCACAGAACAGGACUGCCUCUACCCGAGCUGUUCCAGUGCCAUGGGACCAGUGAUGACCUUGUGCUGCAUCAGUGGGGGGAGGACACAUCAGUGUUGCUAAGGAAGGCUGGCAUGACCGCAACCUUUCAUUCGUUCCCAGGCCUGUACCACCAGCUAUCCCAGCCUGAGAUGGAGUUGCUGAGAAGCUGGAUCCUCGAGAAGCUUUCACCCACCAUCUCCUCCUAACUCACUCUACAUCAUGAUGAGACUAUAUGACCUGGGGUUGGGACACUGUCUAUCUGUGCAGACCAGUAUUGAGCCUGAUCAUUGCCAGUCACUUAUAGAAAAUACACACAUACACAAUGAGUAAAUAUUGGGGUAAACAGAACAAAUGCAACCCACAGCAAUAAAUCAUGUUUUAAAAACACCUAUCCACAUUUCAACAUCAUCAUGUUUUGAGAUUUAUCCGGAAUAAAGUAUGUCCUAAGAAAUAACGGACCUUUCUGCAAAAAAAAAGUUGUGAUACAGUG